Molecule: messenger RNA, 559 nt
Organism: Cloeon dipterum
Lineage: Eukaryota; Metazoa; Arthropoda; Insecta; Ephemeroptera; Baetidae
Product: poly [ADP-ribose] polymerase tankyrase-2-like
Exons: 3
Coding region: 131-544 (137 amino acids)
Cellular component (GO): nucleus
Molecular function (GO): NAD+-protein mono-ADP-ribosyltransferase activity; NAD+ poly-ADP-ribosyltransferase activity
Source: RefSeq, a predicted model, not a curated record
ACACUCAGAAACGUUUGAAAAAGUAUUUAUUGGUUUAUUUUAAUUUUUAUUUAUUGCCUGGUUUAGAUCUACCGCAUUAACAACGCGGAAAUUUGGAAUUGUGAACGAGAAAAAGACUUUUGUGAAGGAAAUGAGACUUUUCCACGGCUCGCCCCACGCGGACACCAUCGCCAGGGAAGGUUUUCGCAAAGUUAAGGCGAAAGGUGGUUACUUUGGCAAAGGGAUAUACUUUGCUGAGGAGUCAUCAAAGAGCAACUAUUACGCCCUGGGUGGCAGCGCCGAUCCUUGUCCUGUCCAUGAAACAUACUUAUGCGGCAAGUGCGAGCGCAAAAUGCUACUCUGCAUUGUGGCACUGGGCAAUCAGCUUGAGACAAAGGAGUAUAAUUCCGAUCUAGCAGCAUGUGUGGCAAAGAAGGGCGCCAAAUAUCACGCGCUUAAAGGGGAAAAAAGCAAACACAUCAAAAAUACCGAAUACAUUAUCUACGACGAAAAACAGGCGUACCCGCAAUUCCUCAUUUUGUACCACGCAGUUUAUUCCUCGUGACAUACAUGGAAGGGC